Molecule: messenger RNA, 1287 nt
Organism: Anoplopoma fimbria (sablefish)
Lineage: Eukaryota; Metazoa; Chordata; Actinopteri; Perciformes; Anoplopomatidae
Product: L-threonine ammonia-lyase
Exons: 10
Coding region: 1-1287 (428 amino acids)
Biological process (GO): L-threonine catabolic process; L-serine catabolic process
Molecular function (GO): threonine deaminase activity; L-serine ammonia-lyase activity
Source: RefSeq, a predicted model, not a curated record
AUGGAGCCCCCCAAGAUCAGACGCCUCAGCGAGUUCCGGAUCGUCCCCAGGCCUCUUGUAGAGUAUCUCCGCUUCGAGGACAUCAGCGCUGCAGCCUUCAGGAUCCAGACAGGGAUCCAGAAGACGCCCUGUACAUACUCCAGACUGUCCAAACAGUACGGGAUGGAGAUCUACCUGAAGAAAGAGCACCUGCACUACACAGGCUCUGUGAAGGAGAGAGGAGUCCUGUACCUGCUCACCUCCCUCACAGAGGUUGAGCAGAGGAAGGGCGUGAUCGUGGCCAGUGACUGUAACUUCUCAAUGGCUGUGGCCCACCACGCCGUGGAGCUGAAGAUCCCGGUGUUUGUCAUCAUGCCGUCGUGCUGCUCCUCGCCUCGUCUCAGGAUCUACAGAGACUACGGUGCUAUGGUCAUCUCCUAUGGCAGCACCAGCCACGACUCCCAGAACCACGCCCGCCAUCUGGCCACGGAGAACGGAUACCUCUACCUGGAAGAAGAUGAAAAUGCAGCGUACCUGGCAGGACUGGGCACCGUCGGCAUGGAGAUCUAUGAGCAAGUGUCCAAACUAGAUGCAGUGAUUAUUCCCGCUGCUGGACAGUACGGUCUACUGGCUGGUACAGCUGCAGCCAUCAAACACCUCAACUCACAAAUUCUUGUCAUAGGAAUUGAACCAGAGGGUUUCCCUCUGCUGCUACAAUCUCUCAAAACUGACGGUCCAAUCAAAGACAUGCAGAGCAACCCCAACAAGAAACUCUAUGGAGAUCUUAUGGGGCGUUCACUGGGUGUCAACACCUUCCAGCUGGCAAAGAAACUGGUAGAUAAAGUCAUCUCUGUCAGUGAGGAGGACUCUCUGGUGGCGAUGCUGCGGUUUCAGGAGUUUGAACGCUCCACAGUGGACACAGAGGGAGCCAUGGGGCUGGCCGCCAUCUUGGCCGGACAACUGUCAGAGCUGAGAGGCAAAAAGGUCGCUGUAGUGGUGAGCAGCGCUAACAUGGAGCUGGAGCUGGUGAGGCAGUGUGUGGACCGAGCCCUGGUGCUGGACGACCGGGUCAGUAAGUUCUCUGUGCAGCUGGGAGAAUGGCCAGGAGACAUGGCGAAGCUGCUGGACGUCCUGUCCAGAGAGGACGUCAGGUUGUUGGACGUCUGCCAUCGGAGACAAAGUGAGAAGUCAGAACUCUUCAAGGCGAAGGUGGAGUGUGUGGUGGAAACCAGGGAUAAGACACAGAGCGCUCAUCUGCGCAAGACGCUGAGUGAGCGCUACCCGUCUAUAUGCUGGAUGGACCGGUGA